AUGGGUUAUACUAAACUUAGUGCUACAAUCGUCCAUGAAUAUCCGAGCCUCCUUCGUACAUGGUGGUCGAACAAGAACCUACAAUACGACGUUGUCAUGAGCCCCAUCAUUAUAAUAAUCAACUUUGCAGCGAUCGUGCACAUGAGAACCCACAAGAUUCCCUUUAACAACGAGGAUCUAGUUACUUUGAUGAUAGUCUUCUUAAUUUUAUACAUCGCUACCUGCUUCGUUAGUUUCCUCUUGUGGUUUGCGGCAAUCGAGGAUGUCAAAGAAUCUGAAGCAGCCUUAUACGUAGGACGUAUCGCUCAUACCUUGGGCUUCGGCCUUUUCCUCGAACUCCUCUAUUGUAUUUCUCCGCACUUGGCUCUACGCUACGGUGUUCCUGGUUUGAUAUGGUUUGUAGCCACCAUGGUUGCACCGUGUUGUCCCUCUAUUAUAGGCUCUAUAUGGAGAGGUCUAUGCCAAGCAGUGCAAGAUAUAAGAGAAUGGUGGAAGCAUGUGAAUCAACCACGAUCGGUAGUUGUUUAUGUUUGA
Molecule: messenger RNA, 534 nt
Organism: Microthlaspi erraticum
Lineage: Eukaryota; Viridiplantae; Streptophyta; Magnoliopsida; Brassicales; Brassicaceae
Source: the annotation of a GenBank genome assembly